AUGCAGAUGCACGCUCGUGAACUCCAGCGUGGGCUAGGGGGUGAAGUUAAGCCGCACCAAUGCCAGCAGUGCUUGAAAUCGUUCAGCUCGAACCACCAGCUCGUCCAGCACAUCAGAGUUCACACCGGAGAGAAACCUUAUAAAUGCUCGUACUGUGACAGGAGGUUCAAACAGCUGAGCCACGUUCAACAACAUACCAGAUUGCAUACAGGCGAACGUCCUUACAAGUGUCAUUUACCAGACUGCGGAAGGGCUUUCAUACAGCUGUCCAAUCUUCAACAGCAUCUGAGGAACCAUGAUGCUCAGGUGGAAAGGGCCAAGAACCGGCCGUUCCACUGUAAUAUAUGUGGGAAGGGUUUUGCCACCGAAAGUAGUCUGAGAACGCACACGGCAAAGGAGCUUCAGCUGCACCUUGGUGUUUUGCAGCAACACGCCGCACUUAUGAUCGGUGGCGCCACCGCCACACCAUGCCCCAUAUGCCACAAAGUCGUAUUUGGUGGCGAAGCACUUGUAGAACAUAUGAAGAAUACUCACAAGGAUCCAAAUGCGUCCGGCGUUGCCAGUCUUCUAUCCCACAUGGAACAUAUGAGAAUGGAGCCAAAACAUCAGUUCGCUGCACAAUACGUCCUAUCUCGUGCAGCAGCCGAAAGACGAGAGAGAGACAUACUAGCAGCCGUUUCAGCCUCAGCCGGUGGAUCCGGUCUUUUGAACUUAGCACCACCCUCACCUGCUCACUCCGACUCCUCGUCGAACGGUAGACUCUCCUCUUCAGCUGGAUCAGAAGCAGGUGCUGCAGUUAAUAAACUAACAGAUUUACUACGAUCAGCCAACAACGGGCACCAAGCGUAUGGGGAUGAAAGAGUCGCAGCGAUCGCAGCAGCUGCUGCCAACAUGAUGGCUCAGCCAGGGGAAGGGGCAAAUGCUGUGCAAGUUGCUGCUGCGAAUCUUGUGUCAGCGAUGAGACAGCAGUUAGCUAGAGAACCACCACCAGCACAGCCACCAGCUGAAACGCCUCCAGCGCCAACCGAGGCGGCACUCCGAAUCCAGCAAGCCGAAGCACUUCUUAGAAGUCAAGCAGAGGCUUUGAGGUUAGCUGUCUCUCAAGCCGCCGCUGCGCAUAACCCUGAAUCCGUUAGCCCCUUAAGACAUAAUGGUGGUUUUCCCCCACCACCACCGAACGACGCAAGCGGUCAACUAUCUCCGGAAUUAGUGGAAGCAUUCAGAAUCGCUCAGGAGCAGAGGUUGGAACAAGCGCUGCGAUUGCACGAUCCGAGGAUGCUCGGUUUCAAUUUACCAUCGCCCGUACAGCAGGCAGCACAGCAAGCAGCGCAACAGGCUGCCCAACAGGCAGUAGCUGCCCAACAAGCCGCAGCGCAGCAGGCAGCACAACAAGCUGCCCAGCAAGUGGCACAGCAGGCCGCCCACGCAGCGCAGGCGGCGCAGCAGGCCGCCCAGCAGGCCGCGCAGCAGCAGCACAUGCAGCAGCAGGCGGCCCAGGCAGCCCAAGCGGCUCAGCAGGCGGCCCAGCAAGCUGUCCACCUCCAACAAAACACCCAGCCAUGAAAAUUUAGCUAUUACUAAUCCGAAGCGAUUUCAUCAAAUAAUAACCUAAUUUUGAAUUCAUAGAAAAAAAAAGUAUAUUCUCGGUAUAUUUUGCACAAAACAAUUUUGAUACGGAGGGUGAAUGAAAUCGCCUCUGGUUGGUAAUUUCGUGUCUGUUUUCAAAAUACCUGAACCCGUUUUGGACUUUAUUGAUUUCACUGUUAUUUUAUCCGGAAAAAAAAAUUGUGAAAAUAAAUUAUUAACGAUAAAUCUUAGAUAGAACUAACUAUUGUAAAUAACUGAGGCUUAGUUGAAAUUGUUUCUCGUGUAAAUAUAAAAUGAGGAAAAAUAUUGAUUAUACAAAUAAAAUCAGCAAAAUGGAACAAGAACUCGCCCGAACAAGUAAUUAGUCGUAGAAAACAUUAUGACAAAUAAUUGUAAUUUUAAACAUUAUUCUGUGCAAUCUUCAUUAAUUAUUUGUUUGGUUAUUAACUGAGUGUUGACAUUAUUAUUACUAUUAUUAUUAUAAAUGAAUUAUUUAUUUUUGAUUAGCUUUACCACGGAGUGUAUUUCUUAGUUUAGUACAAAAUUUUUGGAUGUGCCAAACUGAUUUUAAGCACUUUUAUUAAUCGCAUUUAGCGGAACAAUGCAAUCAUGUUGCCUAUUAAGUUUCUAAGUAGUUACUAAAGAGACAUAUUUUAUAUUAAUUAAUAUUAUGAUUUUAACUAUUCUUGCAAUAACACGUCUUAUGCUAGUCACAAUUGAACGCACAAAUUUUAUUCUAUAUUUGAAAAUUUAAAAAUCGAAACAUAUUUUUAUUUUAUUUUUUUGUUUCCAUUUAAAACUAAAUUUGCUAACUUUCUUGGCAUAUGUAUGUUUUUUAUUUUAUUUUUACAAUAAUUGCCAUAUUAGUUUAUAGAAUAUGUACAUACGUAGGCGCGUUACGUAAAGUUAUGUCUCUUUUAUUCGUAAAUGAGAAUAAUAACAUUGUUUAUUUUUUACUAAAACUAUUUUUUAUUUUAACAAGAAAAAUGAUUAUUUACACAAUAAUUUGUAUAGUUGUAUAUAUAAUUAUUGAUUAUUAUUAUUUCUUUCCAGAAGACUGCCGUUACUUAUCCGUUUUAUGUAAAUAAAUAAUUGACUGUAACUGACUUGAAAAUGUAUGUGAUUUAAUAAAAAAAUAGCGAUUUUUCACUCCACUAACGUACACAAUAUCUACAUAACAGGACAAUACUAUAUAGAAUACGUAAAAAAAACCUAAAGUCGGAGACAAAUAUAGUAUAUUUAUAUCUAACAUAACAUCUAACUUCGACAAAACGUUUAAGCCGAUACACCGUUACAAAGAACACAAGACAUUCUUUUCAACACCAAGGAUGUUGACAAAUAGCCCAAAUAUUUUUACAUUUAUUUUAUGUAUAAUAUACGCUUUCAAAUAACCACAAUAGCCCAGUGGAUCAUUUUUAUAAUGAUCAAAAUAUAAUCAAUAAUUGAAUUCUAAUUAAUAGGUCGACAAUUGUACGACUUCACAACAAACAACAACAUUAGUAUUUAGAAUUUAAAACAGUUGCCAUUGCAAUAGUUUUAUAGUUCCAGGUGAAAUUGCAAAAUGUUAUACAGAUAUUGCAAGAUCUGUGUAUUAUUUUGCAAAUUUUCAUAAUAAGAAGAAUGUCAAGUGUUGCAGAAUAUUCUUUUAAUAUUAUCACUGUGUAUUAUAAGUGACAAUUAUUGUGGAGAGAGUUGUACUUUUAAUAUUGACUCUGUCCACAGAAAUUGUAAAAUUAAUAAACGUAUAAUCGUAAAGUAGGUAAGGUAUGGUAAGCUGAUUUUAAUGUACGUAAUUGUUUCAUUCUUGAAUUAAUAUUGGUAUUAUCGUGUAACAGUGAUAAUUACGUGUAUUUCAAAUGCACGUAAAUUUUUCUGUCACAAUAUACCAAUGUAAAUAGGAAAAAAAACACAAUGCAAUAGCCCAAAAAUUGUUUAUUAUUUUAUGUCGUGACAUUUGGUUGAUGAUGUGAGUUUUCAUUGAGUGUUGUUUUGAUGUGUGUAUUUUACUUUAGAAAUACAAAAAUUUUCGGCCAUUUUUUAUCAUUGAUUUUAUGGUGUGAAUCGCUAUGUACCAUCAAGAUGAAGAAGGUCUCCCGAUAUGAAAUAUGUUUUCUAGGAAACGUUAUUCUCUUAUUAGACUAAAAUUUUCGACUGACAAAAAUAAGAAUUUCGACAAUUGCAAUAAAACAUACAAACAAAAAGUGAACUGAUCGCUAUUUAUGUAAAAAAGAAAUUACCCUCGUAAAUUUAAUAAUUAUAAAUAAAUUUAAUAUAACAACAAAAGAAGUUCCUAUGAAUAUUGUAUAAAUGGUAUUGUUUUAAAUUUAGGUCUUAGUAGAAGGGAAAAAAGUUUAUGGACGUUUUGGUAUUUUUAAAGUUGUAAAUUUAAUUAAAAAAUCUCGUAUUAGGGAACUAAACUCGGUCGUGU
Molecule: messenger RNA, 4015 nt
Organism: Diatraea saccharalis (sugarcane borer)
Lineage: Eukaryota; Metazoa; Arthropoda; Insecta; Lepidoptera; Crambidae
Source: the annotation of a GenBank genome assembly